AUGUUGGAGCUCGGCCCGAGAUGGCUGAGGCUGAUCUGCUUGUCCCUUCUGUGUAUGUGCCUCUGCCUGCCGAGGGAAUCCAACGCCAGGAGAGCCCCCAAGAUACCCCGCUGUCCUGCUACCUGCUCCUGCACCAAAGACAGUGCCUUCUGUGUGGAUACCAAGGCUAUCCCCAAGAGCUUCCCUCCUGGAAUCAUCUCUCUGACCAUGGUGAAUGCAGCCUUUACUACAAUCCCAGAGGGAGCUUUCUCGCACCUUCACCUGCUGCAGUUCCUGCUCUUGAACUCCAACACAUUCACCACGGUGGCUGAUGAUGCCUUUGCUGGUCUGUCUCACCUGCAGUACCUGUUCAUUGAGAAUAAUGACAUCCAGGCUCUCUCAAAGUUUACCUUUAGAGGACUCAAAUCCCUGACUCACCUAUCUCUCUCAAACAACAACCUGCAGCAGCUGCCUAGAGAUCUCUUCAAACAUCUAGACAUCCUCACAGAUUUAGACCUGCGGGGGAACUCUUUCCGCUGUGACUGUAAAAUCAAGUGGCUGGUAGACUGGAUGGAGAAGACCAACACUUCUGUUCCUGCCAUCUACUGCGCCAGCCCCUUUGAAUUCCAGGGACGCAGAAUCCACGAUCUCGUACCACGAGACUUCAGCUGCAUCAGCGCAGAUUUUGCUGUUUAUGAAACCUUCCCUUUCCACUCUGUGUCAGUGGAGUCCUAUGAGUUCAAUGGAGAUCAGUUCGUGGCCUUUGCUCAGCCUGACUCAGGGUUCUGCACCCUGUAUGUAUGGGAUCAUGUGGAGAUGGUCUUCAGGAGGUUUCACAACAUCACCUCUCGCUCUGCUGUGUACUGCAAACCAGUAGUGAUAAACAACACAAUUUACAUGGUCGUGGCUCAACUUUUUGGUGGAUCUCAUAUCUACAAGUGGGAAGAGGGCCCGCAGCGCUUUGUAAAGAUCCAAGACAUAGACACCACUCGAGUGAGGAAGCCCAACUUUGUGGAGACCUUCCAGAUGGAUGGAGAGUGGUACUUUGUAGUAGCAGACAGCUCCAAGGCAGGCUCCACCAGCAUUUAUCGCUGGAACAGCAAUGGUUUCUACUCCCACCAGUCGCUCCAUCCCUGGCAUCGGGACACCCAUGUGGAGUUCCUUGAUGUUGGGGGAAAACCUCACCUCAUCCUCUCCAGCGCCUCUCAACCGCCAGUAGUUUACCAGUGGAGCCGAAGCCAGAGGCAGUUUGCUUUCUACUACCAAAUCACAGAGCUGGCCGACGUGCAGAUGGUUAAGCACUUCUGGGUGAGGAAAGUUCUCUACCUUUGCCUAACACGCUUCAUUGGUGACUCCAAGAUCCUCCGCUGGGAAGGGCAGCGUUUCAUAGAGAUCCAGACUCUCCCGUCUCGGGGCUCAAUGGCAGUGUAUCCUUUCACAGUGGGCCUCCGCCAGUACCUCAUUCUUGGAAGUGAUUUCUCUUUCUCCAGAGUAUACCUGUGGGACGACCUCACUCAGCGCUUUCAGCCCUUCCAGGAGCUCAACAUGAGAGCCCCGCGGGCAUUCAGCUUGGUGUCCGUCGACAACAAGGACAUUCUGCUGGCUGCCAGCUUCAAGGGCAACACCCUGGCCUACCAGCAUCUGGUGGUGGAUCUCAGUGCCAAGUAG
Messenger RNA from Xiphias gladius (swordfish), 1647 nucleotides. It is a transcript of the gene lgi3, whose product is annotated as leucine-rich repeat LGI family, member 3. The record is from RefSeq and is a predicted model, not a curated record. The transcript has 9 exons. Bases 1 to 1647 code for a protein of 548 amino acids. Gene Ontology annotation, biological process: regulation of exocytosis. NCBI's taxonomy places the organism in Eukaryota, Metazoa, Chordata, Actinopteri, Istiophoriformes, Xiphiidae. Gene Ontology annotation, cellular component: synaptic vesicle. Gene Ontology annotation, molecular function: protein binding.